This is a messenger RNA of Penicillium subrubescens, 1947 nucleotides long. RefSeq lists its product as uncharacterized. The transcript has 5 exons. The record is from RefSeq and is a predicted model, not a curated record. NCBI's taxonomy places the organism in Eukaryota, Fungi, Ascomycota, Eurotiomycetes, Eurotiales, Aspergillaceae. The coding region runs from base 1 to 1947 and encodes 648 amino acids.
AUGAACAUGGAAGAAUCCAUCGCACGGCCGGGAAUUUCGCCCUUGAUCAGGCAAUAUAGCAUGAAGGCAGAGGAGGAGACUCCGAAUAGUACACUUGUGCAAGCCCUAAGCUCCACCAUUCGAAAGCAAGACGAGGAUGAAAGGCGGGCCAGGAAGCAGGCCAACGAAUGGCGAGCAUGGCUCGAAUUCGGGCAAGCCACAGACGACGCCGAUCUGAAUCGCUUGGAAAACGGCCGCAAGAGCAUUGUUGAGAUAUGGCAGAGAUUCAGGGAGCAUCAUGACUCGGACUCGGGGGAAUCAAGUUUAUCGUUCCACGAUGUACCGAAUGUUGCCACGCUGCAGAAAGUAGUGAAUGAUACCCAGGUCAAAUGGGAGACCAAAAAAGGAACAGGCCUUGGGAAGCUCAAGACCUAUGUUUCUGAUUUUCUGGGAAAGAUGGAUGACCAUUCAUAUUUGUUCAAAGUCAUUCCGGCGGGAGAUAAGUACAUCAGUCUCAUCACCGGGGUUGUGUCAUCUGUUGUAAAGGCAACCGUCAGUCAUAAGAAGAUUGCCGAAGGAUUCUUUUUGGCCUUGGUCGAUAUGAGCAGCGAUUUGUGCUUUGUUCAGAAAAAGACGGAUAUCUGGGACAGCCCUGAGAUGAGAAAAUUUGUGGUGGACUUCUACAUUAUUGUAUUCGAGUUCCUAUGCCAUGCAAUGCUGUGGUUCAUUCGCAGAGGAACCCGAUUGCGUUCAAUAUGGAACAAGAAUUUUUACGAUGAUACGGUCAAAAGAAUGGUCGAUCGGAUGAAAGCAGCAAUGGGCAGAAUUCAAUCCGAAGCGUCGCACCUCGCUGAAGUGCAAGUCCAGCAGAUUAGCAUGGGCUUGGGCGCUUUUUUGGGUAAUUUUCGGCCGACUAGCGAUGAUAGCAUGAACAAAUUUCUACUUCUCCAGGUUGUGGGAAGUGAGAGCCAUGAUGAUGACCAGGCAAAAAUACAUCAGAAGCAGCACCGUUUCGCCCAAUUGGUGGGAGUGGGAGCAUGUUCACUCAAAUCCCUGCAGGCCGCCGAAGAACACAUUGAAUAUGAGUCACGGAAGAUACAUGCGUACUCCGCUGCGCAGGACAACUCGAGAGACAUAGAGGUCGUGGAGGACGAGACAUCCGAUGAGGCAUCUGAACCCGAUUCCGCUGAGCUUUUUACACGCUACGACAUUCAAAAGGCUACUAAAUCGUUUAUUAAAUUCACGGAAGACGGCAGGACAGAGAUCACCAAUGCGCUUCGGGGAAUUUCCUCCUCAAUGCUGCCUCUGGAGGUCUUAACCGAGGUCCGGAGAUGGAUUGAAAGCCCAAAAUCCAGAAUGAUCUGGAUUGAGGGGACAUCAUCAUUUUCUCACGGGUCGACCCUUUCUCUGUCGGCAAUGCAGCUUUGCAACAUUAGUAUGCACGCACGAAUUCCUUGCGUGUCCUUCUUUUGCAAGCAAAUCUACACUUUCACUUCGACAUCUCAAACAGGUCUCUCGAAUCAAGAGGCUGCAGUUGUAGCUCUGUUGUACUCCACGAUUGCUCAACUUGCGCGUCUUAUUCCAGCAGAAGUUCCAGCUGCCCCUGAGCUCCACGAGCAGCAAUUUGAACUGCUUGAUGGGAGCAUUGGUAGUGCCCUCGUUGCACUGAGGAUUAUCCAAGCACUCAUUGUGCAUGCACCUCCGUCGAUGAUUUGGGUUAUUGAUGGACUGCAGUUGGCAGAGAGCCGAAGCACAAUUUCUCUCCUUAGUAGCUUCUUUGAGAUCCUACGCAGGCAAGAGGAACUUCGGAUAUCGAAAGUGUGCUUUACAACAGAUGGAAACAGCGUUGUUUUAACCCGGGGUAUUAGCGUGCAUGAGCAUGUCGAUGGCUCUCGAAUGGUCCAGGGAGGACCGGGGCGGCAAUUGCGUGGAGGUGGUGAUGUUUUUGUUGAAUUAAAUAGGUGGUAG